UCUCCUGAUCUUUGGCGUCAUCGCGGACGUCUCCCCGCCAUCCCUCCAACCUAACAUCAUCCUUACGUUCCAAUAUUCAACACCACAGCCACAGCCUGAGCCACAGGCAAAAUGUCAAGCUUGGUUUCUGGAAUCUCCAAACUCAAUCCCUUCUCUGGAUCUUCCAAGGUCGACGAUGAAGAUAAGGGCGAAGUCAUCGAUGCCAACACCAUCGCUGGCGGAGGCCAUGCGUCGCGGGAGUCGCAUAUCACCAAAGACAAACUUCGCGUCAGCAAAGCGCUGAGGGAGGUUCUGUAUAAAGAAAACGUGUUGUCGAAAGGAGAAGCUGGUGUGGAUAUCGAGCAACCAACGACCGCCUUGAGGGAAUUGCUCGACAGACCCCACAUCAAAGUACCACCUGAAGUGCUCGACCGCAAUCAUCCGCUUCCCGAAUAUUUCAUAAGCUCAAGUCACAACACUUAUCUGAUGGCUCAUCAGCUGUACGGGUCUUCUGAUGCCUCAGCAUAUGAGAUUGCUUUGCUUACUGGGUCUCGUUGCGUUGAGAUCGACGCAUGGGACAACGAUGACAACCAGGACGAACCAAAAGUUACCCACGGCUACACUCUAGUGUCUAACAUCCCUUUCCGGACAGUGUGCGAGACUAUUCGCGACGUGGUCGACCGGGAAGUCGCCAACGAGAAGGACGCAGCACCAAUCAUGAUCUCACUGGAGAAUCAUUGUGGUGCCCAUGGCCAGAUGCGACUUGCUUGGAUCAUGCAAGAGGUAUUUGGCCAGCGACUACUCAGCAAGGCUGUGCGUGAGAAGGGUCAUCUCGAACAAAAAGGCUUAGGCAAUCAUGUCACUCUGGCCGAGCUCAGGAACAAGAUUGUGGUCAUUGUUGAAUAUCACCUGCCAAACGAAGAAGAUAGCAGCAGUGACAGCGACAGUUCUGAGGAUGAGGAAGCGAGAAAGGCGCAUCAACAGUACAACCAACAGAAGCAAGAGUGCCCACAGGGCAUCAUCGUCCCAGAGCUUGCCGAGCUUGGUGUGUACGCGCAAAGUGUCAAACCAGUCAAUAACUCGUGGUUCGAGGCGGGUCUCGAGAAUGCACCUCACCAUCAGCUCAUCAAUGUCUCAGAGUCGGGAUUGAAGAAGCACCUGCCAGGCAACAGUCACAAGAUCGCUCGACAUAAUGCGCACCAUCUUAUGCGGGUGUACCCAAAAGGAACCCGCAUCUCGUCGAAAAACCUCCCGCCAGUUCCCUUCUGGGGUUUAGGCGCACAGGUUUGUGCCUUAAAUUGGCAAACAUUCGGCGCCAGCAUGCAACUCAACGAAGCUCUAUUCGCCGGCUCUGGUGGCUACGUCCUGAAGCCUGCAGCUCUCCGUGCUGACGGCAACGGCAACGUCCUCUCUGGCAGACGGAAGAGACUUCGCCUCCACAUUGCCGGUGCAACAGACGUACCUCUGCCUGGCGACCGCGAACAUGGCGACAUCAAGCCAUACGUGACGUGCACGCUCGUGCACCCUAAUGACCUAAACAACAUGCCCCCCAAGCGCAAGACCGCGGGCUACAAAUUGUCUAAGCUGGCACACCUGAUGCACAAAGACAGUUCUCCCACAACCGACCCGAUAUGGAACGAGACCCUUGACUGGGAAUACGAAGACAGCGAGCUUGUGUUCCUCCGUCUGCUGAUCAAGAGCGAUGACAGUUUUGCGCGCAAUCCCAUCUUUGCUGUCGCGGCUGUGAGACUGAUGUAUGCCGUGACUGGGUGGAGCUUCAUCCGCAUGCUUGACUUGUGCGGUCACGAGACGACAUGCACGUUGCUCGUGAAGUUCCACUUCGAGGAUAUUUAGGAGCAGUUGAAGUGGAUCAAAUACAAGGAUCGACGAGGAAAUAGCCUCAAACCUUGCAAGCUUGUCAAGUUGCAUGAGAAGGUUCGGGGUGACGGAGGUGGUUGGAGAAGCCUGUGUAGCUGAGCAGAACGUAUCCCUCGCGCCUUCUACAUAGUCAGUCGAAUAGUCUUUUGCUGAAUAUGAAAGACCCGAGGUCGUUGACUUUCGAAAUGUUUCGAAAAGGGGUUGACCGUUAUCAUUGAG
Molecule: messenger RNA, 2076 nt
Organism: Didymella exigua CBS 183.55
Lineage: Eukaryota; Fungi; Ascomycota; Dothideomycetes; Pleosporales; Didymellaceae
Product: PLC-like phosphodiesterase
Exons: 2
Coding region: 112-1833 (573 amino acids)
Biological process (GO): phosphatidylinositol-mediated signaling; lipid metabolic process
Molecular function (GO): phosphatidylinositol-4,5-bisphosphate phospholipase C activity
Source: RefSeq, a predicted model, not a curated record